CGCAGGACGAUCUGGGGCGGGGGAGGCUCCUGAGAGACGCGAUCACCACCUGGCGCUGGCCGACCGUGCUGAGCUGGGAAUAAGGGAGCCAUGACUGCCAAGAAGCCCAAGGGGGAGGUGCAUGAGGUCAUCAACGCCCUGGAGCACUUGUCGGCCCAGAAUGGCAGUCGGGCAGAUGUUGUGCAGAACAAGCGCGACUGCUUCCAGAAGCUGAUCCGCUACAUGACGCAAGGCAUCGACAUGUCGGCUGCCUUUGUGCCCGCCACCAAGUGCGUGGCGCUGUCCAAGCACGACCUGCCGCUGAAGAAGAUGCUGUACCUGUACCUGCGUACCGCGGCCAAGCAGAACUCCACAGUGGCGCUGCUGGUGGUGCAGACGCUGCUGAACGACUGCAAGGAUUUGGACCCAACCAUCCGCGGCCUGGCGGUGCGCAGCAUGUGCAGCCUGCGGGUGCCGGAGCUCAUGGAGAACGUGUUCCAAGCGGUGGAUGCGGGCCUGCGCGACACGCACCCGUACGUGCGGGAGGCGGCGGUGAUGGGUGUGCUCAAGUGCCACCACCAGGACGCGGCGGGGGUGCGCAUGCGGGGCCUGCUGGAGCGUGUGGAGACGCUGCUGGGCAGCGACACCGACCCCCAGGUCGUGGCCAACUGCCUCUACGUCAUGCAGCAGGUCGGCAUGCUGGAGGGGCGCAUCACGCGCCAGCUGGUGGUGUCCCUGCUGAACCACAUCAAAGCCUUCAGCGACUGGGCGCAGUGCUUUGUGCUGGAGCUGGUGGCGCGCUACCAGCCCGCCUCCGAGGAGGAGCGCUUCGACAUCUUGGAGGUGCUGGACUUUGGGCUGAACCAUAACAAUAGCGCCGUUGUGAUGGCCACCGCCAAGCUCUUCCUCCAUUACACCCUCAACUUUAGCCACCAGCACCAGCAGGUGCUGGAGACUGUGAAGGAUCCACUGCAGACGUUGAUCCAGGGGCGUGAGCCGGAGGUGGUAUGGGCGGUACUGUCCAACUUCCUGGUCCUGGCGCAGCGCUACCCGCUCGUCUUCUCCCAGCUGUACCCCGAGUUUUUCUGCCGCUACGAGGACCCCUCCUAUCUGAAGCGCCUCAAGAUCGACGUGCUCAUCGCCAUCGCAGACCAGACAAACGCCUAUGAGAUUGCCGAGGAGAUGACGCAGUAUGUCAAGGAUAGCGACGAGGACCUGGCACGCGCCGCCAUCCGCUCCGUGGGCCAGAUCGCGCUCAAGGUCCCUGACGUCAACGGCAUCCUGGACCGCCUGCUGCUGUUCCUGGGGUAUGAGAAGGACUAUGUGACGGCGGAGACGCUGGUGCAGAUGACAGACGUGCUGCGGCGAUACCCCGAUGCGGCGGCGGCGUGCGUGGAGAGCGUCGCGGCAAUCCCCGAGGAGGCUAUCGUGGAGCCCGAGGCGAGGGCCGCCUACCUGUGGGUGAUUGGAGAGUAUGGCGCGCAGAUCCAGGAUGCUCCCUAUGUGCUGGAGGGCUUUUCGGAUAACUUUGGGGAGGUGGAGCCGGUGGUGAAGCUGGCGCUGCUGACGGCGUGCAUGAAGCUGUUCUUCAAGCGCCCGCCUGAGACCAGGCACGCGCUGGGCGCUGCGCUGGCUGCGGGCGUGGCCGACCCCGCGCAGGAGGUCCACGACAAGGCCCUCCUGUACUACCGCCUCCUGCAGCACAGCGUGGGCGCGGCGCAGCAGGUGGUGGAUGUGCCCCGCCCCGCGGUCACUUCCUUUGCCGAUGCGCAGUCUGCGGAGACGCAGGACCGCAUCUUUGACGAGCUCAACACGCUGUCUGUGGUGUACCGCGCCCCCGCCAACACAUUCAUCGACGCAGAC
Chlorella variabilis is the source of this 1842-nucleotide messenger RNA. RefSeq lists its product as hypothetical. The transcript is spliced from 17 exons. Gene Ontology annotation, molecular function: clathrin binding. NCBI's taxonomy places the organism in Eukaryota, Viridiplantae, Chlorophyta, Trebouxiophyceae, Chlorellales, Chlorellaceae. The annotation marks the transcript as partial. Gene Ontology annotation, cellular component: membrane coat. Gene Ontology annotation, biological process: intracellular protein transport; vesicle-mediated transport. The record is from RefSeq and is a predicted model, not a curated record.